GAGUUCAGAUAAAUAGAAUCUUCAUUGCUAUAUUUGUUUUUAGAUAUUAUUAUUUGUUUUUGUGUCUUAUUUUGGUUUCAUUCCCAUUAAUUUAGUCUUAAACUAUCACUCUCCAAUUUAAUCUCAUAAGUUCAUAUCAAAUAUAUGAAAUCCAUCAAUUUAAUCUCUUAUAUGAGCAAAUUUGUUAAUUUAGUCUCUCACAUCACAUAUCUUCAUAGCAGAGACACUGAAAUGAUGGAUUUUAUCCACUUUAUUGACUAUUGAUUCCUGGUUUGCCGUGACCAGAAUUGAUUUUGACAUGUUGGUUUGUUUUUGAGUAAAAUUGAUUUUGCCUCCAGAAUUAAUUAUAACUUGAAGCUAUGAUCUGUAGCUUUUGAGUCUAAACGUGAUUUUUACAUUGAAAUUUAUUGUUCAACUCGCUUUUACAUAAAUGUGUCCAAACAUAAACCAUUUUACUUUCAACUCACUUUUAAGUAAAAUCAAUUCAUCUAAAAUCUAUUUUUGUCACUGCAGAACCAAAUGUACACUAAAUUGGAGAAAGUGUGAUGCUUUAAGACUAAAUUGAUGUUUUAUAUAUAAUUCUCUAUUGAAGAGUCUUCCAUUUCACCUGUCAUUUUAGUGCAUCUGGUGUUAUGUAAGGUGGAUAAAAAUUGCUGAAAUGAAAAUAAUAGAUAAAUGAAGAUGAUGAUGUUUUAGAAUACAUUCAUUUAUCAUGAUAUUCUUAUGAAAUGGAAAGUAUUACUUUAUGUGUUGUGCUAAGACAGAAGAUUUGAGGGUUAUCUGAUGCCGCAACAGCUUGUCGUUUCAUUUCAUUAAAUUUAGUAUGAUUUUUUAUUGAGCUUUUCAUUUCUAUCCGGGUGCUGGAAUUCAGAGGUAUGGAUCUGGACUUAUCUAAACUUUUUGGAGAGACAAAUAUGUUUUUAUUCCAUAUGUCUGUUUGGAUUGAAUUAUUUGAGCUUAUUGUCUGAAAAUAUUUGAGAGGUUCUAGAAAUAGCUUAUGAUAUGUCCAUAAGCUGUUUUCAGCUUAUUUCUUUAAGCUCUUCAAGAUAUAGCUUAUGAGAACAGCUUAUAUGAAAACAAUUUGACUUUAUUUUACCGUUUGUUAUAGAAAUAGCUUAUACAGAAGCAUUUAUAUGAUAAGCGCAUAUGGUAUAAGCAAUUAAUUAAGUUGUUUAUCCAACUAGACAAUCUGUUAACAAUUACUAUAACUUCUGUAAACAAGUACUUGUUUUGCUCCCCAUGAUAAGUGUGGGGGUGUGAGUGCAUAAGUUUGUUUCGAUCUCUUGGGUGGAGUAACCACCAGAACUUGAUGGGUGAAGUGCUCAUGAUACGGAGAAUCCACAAUUCACUCAACAAGGGGAUUGGGUUUGUGCAUUCCUGAUAACUCCUCACCUAGUUGUUUUUUGAGUGUGGUUGAUAAUAAUUUAGGCUGAUACAAUGAACAAUAAUGUUGGGAAAAAAAGUUUGGCAGAACAAAAUCACGCGCUUAAUGACAGAAAGAGUCUCAAUAAUAGAGUAGUUAAUGAAGGGCCAGGGUCUGAAUCAUCAACUGGAAAUGACACUAGAUUUAGUAAGGUAACCAAAGAUGGAAACAGUGGGUUGAAGGGAUCGAUUCGAAUCAAUGAGAGGUUGCAGAUUUCACAACAACCACCACCUCGUAAUCCAGUUACAUACUGGGAAAAAUUUCUCCCUGUUACAUCAAUAAAAGUUCUGCUGGUGGACGAUGAUGAUUCAACACGCAACGUUGUGUGUGCUUUGUUAAGGAAUUGUGGCUAUGAAGUCAAUGCUGUUUCCAAUGGUCUUCAAGCGUGGAAAGUCCUAGAAGAUCCAGGAAAUCACAUUGAUCUUGUUCUAACAGAGAUAGCUAUGCCUUUUGUAACGGGAAUAGGUCUUUUGUGCAAGAUAAUGAGUCACAAAACUCUAAAGAAUAUUCCUGUGAUUAUGAUGUCAUGUCAUGAUUCUAUGGGUAUAGUGUUUAAGUGUUUGUCAAAAGGCGCAGCUGAUUUUUUAGUCAAACCUAUUCGGAGGAACGAACUUAAAAACCUCUGGCAACAUGUUUGGAGAAGAUGCCAUAGUUCUAGUGAUAGUGGGAGUGAAAGUGGAACAAACACCCGGAAAUUUGCAAAGUCAAGAAGCAUUUGUGCAUUUGACAACAAUACUGGUAGCAGUGAUGAGAAUGAUUAUGGAAGCAGAGGCUUGAGUGUUCAAGAUGGAAGUGACAAAGGAAGUGGAACUCAGAGUUCAUGGACUACAAAUCUAGCUCAAGUUAGCAGCAGCUCUCGUCCAGUUUCAACUCAUAAUCAAUCUCAUGAUGCUCCUGAUAGCACGUGUGCCCAAGUGGUGCAUACAAAGCCUGAAAACAUUCGUAGUAUGUGUGUACAUGCCACAGAAAAAGAGUUCCAUGAACCAAUUGAUCAUCCUGAUGAUAUUGCAAUGGGUAAAGAUUUGGCUAUGGGAAUAUCUUUGAACACACAACAAAAACAUGCACUUCAGGAAUUAUCUAACAAUCCAAUGCGUAAAGGGGUUAAUAAGAUGUCUGAUAUAGAUGGUAUGCAGCUCAAUAAAGGACAGAGUAAUGUCUGUGAAAAAGUACAACUGGAAGAGGACAGUGAUAAAAAUAGGAUGCAGGAAAAUCAGGGUACAAAUUUUGGUGUUGCUGAUAGCAGCAGUCCACAUGCUGAAAGCAGAGAUUUGAACACUUCAAAUGGUUUUUCUGGUUUUGCAAAAACAAAAGCAAGUUGUUGCUUCAAACAGCAUCCAUCACUUGAACUAACAUUGGAAAGGAUGGGAGAAGUAAAAGAUGAUGAACAUGUCACAGGUGAUGAAUGUAAUGUUUUGAGACAUUCAAAUCUAUCAGCAUUCUCCAAAUAUAAUACAGCUUCUGCUUACCAGGCUCAAACUGGAAAUGUAGGAAGCUGUUCCCCACUAGACAAUAGCUCAGUUGCUCCAAUUACAGACACAAUACACAACUUCACAUCUCAUUCAAAUGCCACUCCUCCAAAUCAGCAGUCUAAUGGAAGCAACAACAUUAAUGACCUGAAUUCCACUAAUACAUAUCUUAGCACGAAACCUGAAAAUUUUGACAAGAAACCCAAGUCUGCUGGAGGGAUUGACUCUUUUAUUUCUUCUGAAUUCCAAACUGUGCAAAAUAAUAGUAUUUCUGCACCUCAGAAGAAGACUUCUUCCCAGGAUGAAUAUGCCGGAAUUGUUAAAGAACAGGUGCGAGGUUCUGAACAAGGGUUCCAAGUUGAGCACACUCACCAUCAACUUCAACAUUGUAAUCGCAUCGCCGAUAAGGCUGCAGUAGAUCUCCAAUCAGUUCAUGAUCUCUUGCUGAAAAGCACGACCAAAGAUGCUCAACAAUGUACGUUAUCAAAUGCGCUUGGAGGGCCAGCAGAAAGUAAUGGUACCAACUAUGGUUUGGAUGGAAGUGCAGUUGAGAGUGAUCAUGGGAGUAAUGGAAAGGGUGGAAGCAACACUUUGACAAUUAGAAUGAUAAAUGUGGAAAAUCAUGAUGUGGCAGCUGGGAGCAUUGGAGUUGGUGCAAUUGAUAGAAUAAACAUUGGAAUUGUGUCAUAUGCAGAACGAAUUGCAUUGAGGGAGGCUGCCUUGACAAAAUUUCGUCAAAAGAGAAAAGAAAGAUGCUUUGACAAAAAGGUUAGAUAUCACAGCAGGAAAAAAUUGGCAGAUCAGCGGCCACGUGUUAGGGGACAAUUUGUUAAACAAAUAGUGUCUGAUACCAAAGAAGAAGAAAUCAAAGAAAGCGAGGAACUUGUAUCUAUGGAUAAUUCUAGCGAUGUUCCACAACAAUACCAAUCAAAAUGUUGAUCAUUAUUCGACUGAUUUCGUUCCAGCAACUGCAUCUAGCUUCUUUGCACGUUCACCUCAGAAGAAGCUUGGAGUUUUGUGUAAUAGAAUCUGUGAGUAGAUAGGCAUCUUUUUUACGGGAAAACAUGACAUUUAAUUUGAAACUUCAAGACAAUGCUCUAGAUUCAAUUUAUGGUUGUGAACAUAAAAACUCCAAUGGGCCCCAUGUUCAUGUCGGUUAUGUUUCAUACUUGUUCAUGUCUAUAUUCUGCACAUAGUGAUUGUGUAUCAAAAGCAGGGAUUUAGUUACUCUAGAGUUAAAUGUUUAACCUCUAGAAACUAAAGUAUGAGGAUAGCUGCUGAUUGUAAUAUAAACAGUUAAGUGAUAAAAUAUACAUGCAUGUGAAACAAUUUGUGAA
Medicago truncatula (barrel medic) is the source of this 4226-nucleotide messenger RNA. Its product is annotated as two-component response regulator-like APRR3. The transcript is spliced from 11 exons. The record is from RefSeq and is a predicted model, not a curated record. The coding region runs from base 1438 to 3828 and encodes 796 amino acids. Gene Ontology annotation, biological process: phosphorelay signal transduction system; cytokinin-activated signaling pathway. Gene Ontology annotation, molecular function: protein binding. Lineage: Eukaryota; Viridiplantae; Streptophyta; Magnoliopsida; Fabales; Fabaceae.